UUCAUUACGUCACUCACGAAUUGUAUAAGGUAGGUUACACGUGAGGGCAUGUGUAGCCUAAAAUUUAACUCUUUAAAGGGACCGCAGUCACUUUCAUAAGCACACCAAAAGGAAUCGCUCCUCCCUUGGUUAUAACACUGUAUUCGAGUGUGGACUAUAAAUAGACAGUAAAUGUCAACCAUUGACUUCCAUGCUACUGUACAUCAAGAUGUCGUUUGUUGCAAACACUGGGAAGACACACGUGGAAGAGCCACUGCAAUGCAAUAAAACUGCAGUUGUAAAGAUGAACGAGUUUCACUUAGUUCAAGUUAAAGGCACAUGGAAACGUAAAACUGGAAACAAUUUGAAUAAAAACUUAAAGAGUCGAGUAUCAACUGCCAAAAUUUAUGAGAGCGCCACAGGACAAGGGACCUCCUGGACAGUUGUCAGCCCAGUUGUAUUCACCUACAAGGUGACUGAGUCCUUGGGCCUGCUUGACCCUCGGAACGACACCCUGCUUCUAGGCCACAUCAGGGACCCCCAGCAGCUGGAGGCCCUGAGGAACGGCACCAGCACAAAGCCCCUUAGACGUUUCGUGGUUAUGGACCAAACUGUCUACAAACUCUACGGCUGCCAGCUCACCGACUACUUUGAGGCCCGUAACGUUCUCUACAGGAUCCUUCCCCUGCCCACCACAGAGGAGAACAAGUCCAUGGAGUUGGUGAUGAAGAUCCUGGAUGAGGUCCACACGUUUUCCCUGGACAGACGCACUGAACCCAUCAUCGCCAUAGGAGGAGGGGUUUGCUUGGACAUCGUGGGCCUGGCGGCUUCCCUCUACAGGAGGCGCACCCCCUAUAUCCGUGUCCCUACCACCCUGCUGUCAUAUGUCGAUGCCAGCGUAGGGGCAAAAACAGGGGUGAACUUUGCCAACUGCAAAAAUAAGCUGGGUGGCUACGUCCCCCCAGUGGCCGCUUUCCUGGAUCGCUCUUUCAUUCAAACUGUUUCUCGAAGGCACAUAUCCAAUGGGCUGGCCGAAAUGUUAAAGAUGGCUUUGAUGAAACACAGGGCUCUCUUUGAGCUUCUGGAAGCUCACGGAAGAUUUCUGUUGGACUCCAAGUUCCAGUGUAACCUCGGAAUGGAGGACAACCAAAACGCUGCCUCCAUGACCACACGCAUGGCCAUAGAAGCCAUGUUAGAGGAGCUGGCGCCAAAUCUAUGGGAGGACGAUUUGGACAGACUGGUAGACUUUGGUCACCUUAUCAGCCCAGAGCUGGAAAUGAAGGUGCUCCCGUCCUUGCUGCACGGAGAGGCGGUGAACAUCGAUAUGUGCUACAUGGUGUACGUGGCCUGUGAGAGAGGUCUAAUGACGGACGAGGACAAGUUGCGGAUUCUAAGUUGCAUGGCGGGGCUGGAGUUGCCAUUGUGGCACAAGGACGUCACUAUGGCACUAGUGCAGCACUCACUUUCCGAGAGGCUAAAGCACUCGGGUGGAUUUGUCCGAAUGCCGUUACCCAUUGGCCUAGGGCACGCAGAGAUAUUCAAUGACACAGAGGAUGACACUCUAUUCAGAGCGUUUGAAAGGUGGUGUGAUGAACUACAACCACAGGGACCUGAGCUAGUCCAAAGAGUUUGAAUUGAUGUUGAUGACUCACAACACUGUUUCCAAAAAAGUUGUCACCAUGUAAAGUGCAAAUAAAAACAGAAUUAUCCAAUAUUAUCCCU
Esox lucius (northern pike) is the source of this 1701-nucleotide messenger RNA. RefSeq names its product 2-epi-5-epi-valiolone synthase (gene eevs). Gene Ontology annotation, biological process: antibiotic biosynthetic process. The transcript is spliced from 5 exons. The coding region runs from base 191 to 1612 and encodes 473 amino acids. Gene Ontology annotation, molecular function: 3-dehydroquinate synthase activity. The record is from RefSeq and is a predicted model, not a curated record. Lineage: Eukaryota; Metazoa; Chordata; Actinopteri; Esociformes; Esocidae.